Messenger RNA from Pichia kudriavzevii, 1122 nucleotides. RefSeq lists its product as uncharacterized. The transcript has a single exon. The record is from RefSeq and is a predicted model, not a curated record. Gene Ontology annotation, cellular component: mannan polymerase complex. Gene Ontology annotation, molecular function: alpha-1,6-mannosyltransferase activity. Gene Ontology annotation, biological process: protein N-linked glycosylation; cell wall mannoprotein biosynthetic process. NCBI's taxonomy places the organism in Eukaryota, Fungi, Ascomycota, Pichiomycetes, Pichiales, Pichiaceae. Bases 1 to 1122 code for a protein of 373 amino acids.
AUGGCUCUCUCGCAUUAUAAACGAUGCCUUGAAAAACAUCUCCUGAAAUCAAACAGGAAAAUAGGACUCUUGGCCUUCAUCGCCCUUGCCCUACUUUUCGUUCUCUGGUCAACAAGAGAGGAUUCUGUAAGGAACACAAUUGCCGAAAACAGGAAAAACUCAAAAUAUUCUUAUACUACCAAUAGAGACUCACUCAAGAAAAACUGGGUCCCAAAGAACCUACCCAAGGAUCAUAUCUCAACCUAUGAUUUGAAUAAGUUGAAAACUACAAGUGACCCCCUAAAUAACAAGGAGAAGAUUCUAAUUUUAACGCCAAUGGCUAACUUUCACGAAGAAUACUGGAAUAAUCUCCUCGCUUUAGAUUAUCCAAAAUCGUUGAUUGAAUUGGGAUUCAUUCUUCCAAGAACUUCAGAAGGUGAUAAGGCCCUCAAGAAAUUACAAUCGAAGGUGAAACAAGUUCAGUCAACAACAGAUAAAUACUCGAAAAUCACCAUCCUAAGACAAGACAAUGAUUCUCAAGAUUCUCAAUUGGAGAAGGACAGACACGCUUGGGACGUCCAAAGAGAGAGACGCUCCCAAAUGGCCACUGCUAGAAAUUCCUUGUUGUUUUCAACUAUAGGCCCCUUCACUUCCUGGGUUCUUUGGUUGGAUUCCGAUAUAGUGGAAACCCCACACACUUUAAUCCAGGAUUUGGCCAAACAUGAUAAACCCGUCAUUGCAGCAAAUUGCUAUCAAAGAUAUUAUGAUGAGAACCUAAAGAAGGAUUCAAUUAGACCUUAUGACUUCAAUAAUUGGGCAGAAUCGGAUGAAGGACUACGUUUGGCGGCUACUCUCCCUGAAGACCAAAUCAUUGUCGAAGGUUAUCAAGAAAUAGUCACUUACAGACCCUUGAUGGCACAUUUCUACAACCAAAAUGGAGAUCCUGCAGAAGAAAUGGCAUUGGAUGGUGUUGGCGGAACUUGUCUGCUGGUUAAUGCCGACGUCCACAGAGAUGGCGCAAUGUUCCCCAACUUCCCAUUCUACCACUUGAUUGAAACCGAAGGAUUCGCCAAAAUGUGUAAGAGGUUGGGCUACGAAGUUGUAGGUCUACCAAACUAUUUGGUAUACCAUUACAACGAAUAA